AUGGCCCCAACUUCUCUUCUCGACAGCCAGCCGACGGCACCUCACCAGCUGUCACGCUCUUCUCAAACCCAAAAAGCAGUUGAUAGAAAGAUUUUCCCUGACGGCAUCAAGACCUCGGGCCAACACCCUCCCCUCUAUGACCAGAUCAAGCCAUACUCGGCUUUCCCCAAGGAGAUUUCCGGAGAGUCGGUCUGGAGAGCAGAGGACUACAUAAACAACCCGGAAAGAUCGGUCCACGUUUUCAAUGACGAAGAAAUCGCAGAGCUUAGUGCUGCCUCGGACAAGUUCAUCGCGGACCAGACCCCCUUGACUGGCAUCUCAAAAGAUAAUUUCCUCAUCCCCAAACUUUCCAUCUUGUUGAGAUCUAUCCGUGCGGAAAUCCUCAAUGGCAAGGGGUUCAUCUUGUUGAAAGGCUUCCCCGUGGAGAAAUGGGGCAACCAUAAGUCUGCCGUUGCGUACAUGGGCCUCGGCACUCAACUUGGCUACUUCGUUAGCCAAAACGGCCGAGGUCAUGUUUUGGGCCAUGUGAAAGAUGUGGGUGACGAUCCAUCACAAAUACACCGAGUCCGUAUUUACAGGACGAAUGCUCGCCAAUUCUUCCACGCAGAUGAUUCCGAUAUAGUGGGUUUGCUCUGCAUUGCCCGCGCGCUAGAAGGCGGCGAGUCAGACAUCGUGUCCUCCCACCACGUAUGGAACACCCUUCAAAAAGAACGUCCUGACGUUGCCGAAACAUUGACAAAGCCAAUUUGGUACUUCGAUCGGAAAGGAGAGACGAGCGUCGGUGAAGACCCUUAUAUCAAAACAUCAGUCUUCUACCUGGAAACAGGGGAGAACGGGAGAGUGUACAGCAAGUGGGACCCGUACUAUGUGAAGAGUUUGGGUCGCUUCAUGGAUGCUGGGAUCAUUCCUCAGCUGUCGCCAGAGCAAGUUGAGGCUGCCAAAGUGCUGGAGGAAACCUGUCAUCGACUGAGACUACAUAUGGUCCUCGAGGUCGGGGAUAUCCAGUUCUUGAGCAACGAGCAUGUACUCCAUGCGAGAACUGAGUACAAGGACCAUGCUCCGCCGACACCGAGGAGACACUUGAUGCGAUUGUGGCUUGCGACGCCAGAGAGCGAAGGUGGAUGGAAAUUGCCAUUCCACGACUCCGCGGAGAAGAAGAGAGGCGGUAUUCAAGUUAAUGACCAGCCUCCUGUGUGCCCACUGGAUGCCGAGUAA
Drepanopeziza brunnea f. sp. 'multigermtubi' MB_m1 is the source of this 1215-nucleotide messenger RNA. RefSeq lists its product as uncharacterized. Gene Ontology annotation, molecular function: oxidoreductase activity. The record is from RefSeq and is a predicted model, not a curated record. Lineage: Eukaryota; Fungi; Ascomycota; Leotiomycetes; Helotiales; Drepanopezizaceae.